Molecule: messenger RNA, 429 nt
Organism: Suillus clintonianus
Lineage: Eukaryota; Fungi; Basidiomycota; Agaricomycetes; Boletales; Suillaceae
Product: kinase-like domain-containing protein
Exons: 5
Coding region: 1-429 (142 amino acids)
Biological process (GO): protein phosphorylation
Molecular function (GO): protein kinase activity; ATP binding
Source: RefSeq, a predicted model, not a curated record
AUGCUCCAAGAUCUCUCAAAAUAUAUCACCAAGGACGGAGACUAUCCUGUUGCUCGUGGCGGGUUAGGAGAGAUCUGGAAAUGCACCUAUUUCAUGGAUCGGCUAUCGAUCAAAGUCGCAGUGAAAGCAUUGCAGGUGUACGCUGCUGAUCAACUUGGUCCAGCGAAGUCGAAGAAAAUCAAGAGGAUAAUGCAUGAACUCAGAAUAUGCGCCAACCUCAAGCACAAAAAUAUUCUCCCCGUUUAUGGUUAUACCAAUGGGUUCGGCCCAUUUAUAGCGCUGGUCAGUCCUUGGGCGGAGAAUGGAAAUCUGUCCGCCUAUUUGGAGCGUGUGGGUGUGGAUCUUACUCUCGUUAGACGAUUCCAGAUUCUCAGGGAUAUCAUAGCUGGUCUCCAAUAUCGGUUAUCCAUGGUGACUUCAGUGGGGUAA